UACAUAUAUAUAUAUAUAUAUAUAUGCUAUGAUAUGUUGGCCAGUAGUAGUGGUCAGAAUUGGUGGUCAACAGUAUCGGUUGUUACGGCGGCCGUCAAUAAUAAUCGUAACCAAUGUAUGGAUCAAUUCAUCGCCGAAAAGUCAUCACCGAUUGACGCCACCACUGUUGGACACCAACCAUAACGAUGAUGACCACCAAUACCGCCACCGCCGCAGCCGACGGGAGCCACAGAAUCAGCAGCAGCUGGUCGUUGAUCUUAGUUUCGAUGCCGACAUGACUCGACCAGAGUGUUACCGAUUGGCCCGUGAUUUGCUGGAAAUCUAUAGAUUGAAUAGCUCGGCCGCACCCGAAGCUAACAUUGUGGUCAACUUGUGUUGCGGUAAUUAUGGCCAAUCAAUGUCCACCAAUAAUAAUAACAACAGUAUAACACUAGACUAUUUGCGUCAGUAUUUACCGAAAAUGGAUGUCAACGGCUUCGGUGACCACUUUCGUGUUUAUCCGCAGUCAUCGUAUCGGCAAUUGUUUCCAACCGAACGUCUUGUCUAUUUGACGGCCGACUCCGCGGACACUGUCGACUACAAUACUACCGAUAUCUACAUAAUUGGCGGACUGGUUGAGAAACGAUUGUUCAAAAAGCCGUCCAAUCGGCGAACACUAUUGAAAGCCCGGGCCGAAGGUCUCAGAUCGGGUCGAUUGCCUAUCGAUGACCUAAUCGGCCGACAUAUGACCAGUUCUUGUAUACUGUUUUUGCCUCAAAUCUACUCAAUAUUACGUGACGUAAAACUUGGGUCCGAUUGGGAACAAGCGGUCCGGCGAUAUGUUCCGCACUGGAAGUUAACGGCAGAAAAAACAUUACCGUCCGGUAUAUAAACACUUGACAUACAUAAGCAUAGUUGAGG
Molecule: messenger RNA, 900 nt
Organism: Oppia nitens
Lineage: Eukaryota; Metazoa; Arthropoda; Arachnida; Sarcoptiformes; Oppiidae
Product: mitochondrial ribonuclease P protein 1 homolog
Exons: 1
Coding region: 29-871 (280 amino acids)
Biological process (GO): mitochondrial tRNA 5'-end processing; positive regulation of mitochondrial translation
Cellular component (GO): nucleoplasm; nucleus; mitochondrion
Molecular function (GO): tRNA binding
Source: RefSeq, a predicted model, not a curated record